Molecule: messenger RNA, 3423 nt
Organism: Triticum aestivum (bread wheat)
Lineage: Eukaryota; Viridiplantae; Streptophyta; Magnoliopsida; Poales; Poaceae
Product: putative disease resistance protein RGA1
Exons: 4
Coding region: 1-3423 (1140 amino acids)
Molecular function (GO): ADP binding
Source: RefSeq, a predicted model, not a curated record
AUGCCAGUCCCAGCCGCACUCGUUUUUGCAGGGAAGUUUGUAGCAACUCCGGCCAUAUCUUUCUUGGUCAAUAAAGCUUUCACCUAUGUCGGCAAAUACUUCGAGUCUCCACACAUGGAUGAGGUGAAAAAUAGACUCGUGCUCGCCAUGCCCAAGAUCCAAGCAGUGUUCGAUGCCGUCAACCCGGAAUAUGUCAAAGAGCAGAGCAGCGCCUUGGAUGCGUGGCUAUGGCAGCUGAGGGACGCCGUCGAGGCGGCCGAGGACGCCAUCGAUGAGCUUGAAUACUAUGAGCUCAAGGAGAAGGCCAAUGAUCAAAAGAUUGCUGAACGGGGUUCUCCGUUUGACAAGAUGAAGCACAAGUUUGUGAAAUCCGUUAAGAGUGUCAAAACUCUCAAAAAAGUUGCUGAUGGUGACAUUGUCAGAAGGCUGAUGAAAUUGGUGGAUGCUUUAGAUAAGGCUGUUGGUGGUGUUGACAGUUUCCUCAGCCUCACAGACCAUCUCAAUGGAGCUUUCUCCAGCAGUCAGCAGCAAGUGCAAGCGGACAAUGAUCGCCAAACUGGUUCUACGUUGAGUGCGACUAUUUUCGUUGGACGAGAAAAGGAGAAGGAGAAGAUCAUUGGAUGGCUAGCAAAUACAUCAAGUCAGACCAAUAUUCUUUCUAUUCUUUCAGUCGUUGGCCAUGGUGGCAUGGGGAAGACAAGUUUGGCGCAGACCAUAUGCGAACAGCAAGAGGUGUUGGAUCAUUUUAAGCUCAUAUGGGUCACUGUGUCAACUAGCUUUGACGCAACAUCACUGACGAGAAAAAUAUUGGAAUGCACUACGGGCGCAAAACCAAAGGCUGAUCAGCUGGAACCACUACAGCGAGACCUGAAAGAAAAGCUCAAGUCUGAUAAAUUUUUGCUAGUUCUAGAUGAUGUUUGGGAAGAUAAGAAAAGGGAUGAAUGGGAAAAGUUAUUUGCUCCAUUGAAGAAACUGAACAAUGCUGGAAGUAAAAUUUUGUUGACAACCCGUAUGCAAUCUGUAGCGGACAUGGCUGCCAGAGUAAUGGGGGUCGAAACAGAUCAGUGCCUGACAUUGCAAGGACUAGAAGAAGAUGAAACUUUCGAGCUCUUCACUCAUCAUGCCUUUUCCGGGUUGAAGAAUCCAGCAGAUUAUGGAAAUUUGACGUUAAUUGGAGAACAGAUUGCAAAGAAACUGCUAGGAUGUCCCUUGCUAACUAAGGUUGUUGGUGAGCAUUUGCAAGGCAAGGCAACGGUUGAGUACUGGAGCAGAUUUUUGCACAAAGGAUUGGAGCAUUUUAAAGGAACAGAGGAGGAUAUUAUGAGGGUUCUCAGAUUAAGCUACUACCACCUACCAACAGAGUUGCAGAUUUGUUUUCGCUAUUGUUGCAUAAUUCCUCGCGAUGACUAUGGAUUUCUGAAGAAAAAAUUGGUGCAACUAUGGAUUGGCUCAGGAUUGAUCUCACAAGCUCUAAGCGACACCCACACUUUGGAGGAAACUGCAGAAGAGUACUUGGCUCAGCUAACUAGAAAGUCAUUCUCCAAUAUGAAGUCAAGAGAUGGUCAAUUGGAAGAAGAAUGGUAUGUCAUGCAUGAUUUGAUGCACGAAUUGGCGAGGAACGUGUCCACUGUUUGUGCACUUGAAAUGGUUGUUGAGAGCUCCAAAUCGUUGCGUCUAUAUGACUCACAAGAAUUCUGCUUUGCUGACAAGUUUAAGUUUGGUAACUUAAAACAUCUUCGAUAUAUCUAUGUGCCUCGAAUAUCACCAGGCAUGAUACGUGGGGGUGGCUUGGAGACCGAAACAUAUGAAUCCAGAUACUUAGGGUACCUUGAGCGCUUGCGGUAUGUAUCCUUUGGAGUGAGUGGAUUUGGUAAUUUCUGCAUAAGCAAGCUCACUUCUCUUCAGGAACUACAUGACUACCGGGUAGGAGGAACAAAAUGCAACGAAAUAAGUGCAGUUGGGAACUUAAGAGAUCUCGGUGAAUUGGGUUUGGAGGAUCUUGAGAAUUUUCAGAGUUAUGAAGAAGCUAAGAAUGCCAAGUUGAAGGAAAAACAGCGUCUCAACAAGUUAUCUCUGAAGUGGCCUAGAGCUGGUCAAAUGACAGAUGAUUUGAAUCUUGACAACCUUGAGCCAAACGUUAAUAUUAGCGUAUUGGAAAUUAAUGGUUAUGCAGGUCCCAAAAUUCCAUUUUUGAUUGAGAAUUGCUCUCUCAAAAACAUGGUGACACUCCAGUUCAAAGGCUGUAUGAACUGGGAAUAUCUUCCCUCUCUUGGUGAGUUAGUAAUGCUGAACGAACUAAUGUUGUACGACCUUCCUAAGCUAGGACAGAUUAGUCGAUCAUCUGACAUGUCCAGCAGCAGUAGCUCAACGGAGUUGUUGUUACCUCAAAGCCUUAAAAGUUUGGAUGUAAUUGAAUGCCAAAAACUGAGGGAAUUACCUAUUCUACCUCCAAGCCUAGAAUCAUUGCUAAUAAAAGAUGUUGGUCUGACCAAACUUGCUUCGAUUGGCAAGAUAUCCAGUGAGAGCAUCGAGCCCAGAUCAUCUAAGCUGGAUUUCAUAACUGUCACCAAAUGUCCAUGCUUAACUUCUCUGGAAGGGAGUCUUUUGGAGCAAAAACUGUACAUGAGAACUCUCAGUGUCCUACGUUUGGUUGAUUGUGUACAUCUGGAGUCCGCGUCCAUACCAUUUGAAGAAAUGAGAGAGCUUAAGGAGCUCAAAAUAAUGGAAUGCCCAAAGUUGAGGAUGAUAAGAGAUGCCAAAGAUAUGCACUUGCCAUUGUCACUAAGGAACCUGGCUAUCUCCUGUGACUACUUGGAACCUCCACUGCUCGGAUCACUGCAACUGCUCACCAACUUAUGUGCGCUCAAUUUGCACAACUGCUCGAGCUUGGUGUCUCCCCCCUCAGGGGAUGUGUUCAAGAGUGCUGACUUAUGUGCACAUAGAGGGAUGUUAAAAAUCAGAAGGUGCAGCACACUCGCAAAGGCUGGGUCCUCCUCGCUAAAUAGAGUUGCAUCUGGUUCUGGUGGCGUGGAGCCCGGCAGCUCACUGCAGAUACGUACUAUUCAGAUUGAUCUGCCGCUGCUUCUUGAGCCGCUAAAGAGUCUUUGCCACACCGAAAAGCUGGAUAUUAUGAAUGGGUCUGAGAUGGAGAGCUUACCUGAACAAUGGCUGCUACAGAACCUCCAAUCCCUCUGUUGUCUGUAUAUAUCUGGUGCAUGUGACUUGAAAUCGUUCCCACCAAGAAUGAAAGAUCUGUGCUUUCUCGAGAACUUUGCCCUACUUGGUGCUGGGCAACUCCAGUCACUUCCGUCUCUUCCCUCCUCCUUGAAGUGCUUCGAUCUUAUAGAAUGUCAUCCAGAGCUGGAGAAGAAGAUUACAAAACAUGGAAGCCCUGAACGGAAAAAAAAUUGCCCACAUCCCUGA